GCACUACAAUUCCCGGCAUGCUCAGGGCGAAGGAAGGGAGAGGAGAAAGAGAAAGGCCGGCGUGCUUAUGGACGUCGCUUUUUAAAAAAAUGUUCUUUUUAUUUUGAACUGCAAAAUGCGAAAACCCAUCUGGCUAAAAGAAAAACAUUUUUUCUCCUAGAGGCAUAGUUUGCAAGAUGCUGCGGUGCUAGAAAUGUGCUAAAAUUCCGAGUCUAGGGAUCGAUUCCGGAAGCAACUGUCCACUGUGACUUAUGGCGACCCUAUGAAUCAGCGACCUCCAAGAGCAUCUGUCACGAACGACCCUGUUCAGAUCUUUUAAGUUCAGGAAGUGAUACUGCUUAUCUUUCAGAAAUCUCCUCCCCGUUCCCGAGCCUCCCCUCCAGAGGACGUGUUUGAAGAACAGACCCACUGAGGCCUCUGAAAGGUGCCCUUAAAAUAUUUGCAGGGCCAGCGUAUUAAUAUAAGUUGCACUCGGGGGACCCUAACCCUUUGGACAGUACUCCCAAGAUAGCAGCAGUAGCAUAGCUGUGAAGUUCGCAGUUCCUAAGUGCAAAGAGCAGACAUGGAGAAAGGUUUAGAGGGCUCAGGUAAAGUCCCUCGCAUUGUCCAGGUGAUGUACUUCAAAGGGCUCCCAAGACAGGUGAAUCAGCAGCCCGACAUGGGGUUGCCCCAGCAGUGGGAAGCCCAGUGGCAAGAAUUUCUAAAUACGCUGCAACCGGGAAGGAUUAAUUCAUUGCUGACAGAGCAGGUGCCCUGGGACGAUGCAAGGGCAUUUCUGUCUGCCUUCGAGCAAGUUGCUGAAGCCUGCCGGUGGCCCCGGGAAGAGUGGGUGGGCCGCCUCCUGCCAGCCCUGAGGGGUGGUGUGGAGCAGUUCUUUUGCCGGCUGGAUCCCCGGGAAAGGGGGGACUACCUGAAGGUGAAGGCUGCCAUCUUGCGGGCGGACACUUUCUGCAGGGAGUCGAAGCGCCAGCACUUCCGCCAGUGCAGCUACCAAGAGCUGGAAGGGCCGCGCCGGGUUUACAGCCAGCUCCAGGAUCUCUGUCGUCAGUGGCUGAAGCCGGAGAAGCACACGAAGGAGCAGAUUCUAGAGUUGAUCAUCCAGGAGCAGCUUCUGGCCAUGUUGCCACCAGAAGUCCAGAACUGGGUGAAGGAGCGUGGGCCGGAGGACUGCAUUGAGUUGGUGGCUCUGGCCGAGGACUUCCUGAUGGGGCACCACACAGCCAGGACGUGGGACUGGCAGGUGCCAGCCACAAGCUCCCUGGAGGCAGAGGGAGCUCUGUUGGACCCUGCUCAGAGACAGCUCUACGUGGGGGUCAGUCGGAAGGGUGAUAAGGACCUUGGCGUGAUGGCCAGUGAACUGGUGUCUACAAGGAAUUCUGCUGCCAUGCUUCCUCCUGAGGGACAGGAAAUGGUUGGCGUUGGACUAACUGAGGAGCCUGAGGAUGUGAAGGAUGUGAAACCUCUACACUGGGAAAUCAUGCGGGAGACUGGCGGUAGCAGCAGUACUUCAGAAGGACUUGUCAUUUCCACACCUGAGAUGAUCUCCCAGCCUGAACAUCAGGAAGCUCAUGUCCAGAGAACUGAGCACAGGGAGUCGGUUCCAGAUAACCUGUUAGGUGGUAGACUUCUGAGCGAGAUCAAAACUGAGAAUUCCCAGGAGGAAGAUAUAGAGACCGAAGACAGCUUUGAGGCAUUCCCAAGAGAUUACCCAGAAGCUGAUUCCAUGAGUCUCGAGGCUUCUGAGUUUAGUCCUGAAGGAAACCCAGGUGAGGGUCAGGGAAAGCGCACUCGAAGACGGAGGAAAUGUGUGAAAAGGAAAGGCAGAUAUUAUCCACCGGAGAAAAAGCACAGUUGUUCUCAAUGUGGGCACAAGACCUAUUACUUAUCUGAUAUGCUUAGACACAUAAACACGCACUUGAGAAAAGGGCCGUACAAGUGCCUUCAAUGUGGGAAAACCUACAAAGAGAAAUCAUCAUUGGAGUCUCACCAGAGAAUCCACACACCCUCAGAUGACUCCAGCAGCAACAAAAGGUAUGGGACAAGAACUUCAAAUGUUCAAAUGCGACAACAGCACACGUGCCCCACGUGUGGACUAAGCAAAGCUACCCAAGAGAGCCUCGCUGAGCAUAUGAAAGUCCACACAGAAGAGAAACCUUACGACUGCCCAGAGUGUGGCAAAACCUUCCGGUGGAAGUCGAAUCUUUCUAGACACCGGGGGCUCCACACAUACCGAAAAAAGUUUUCAGCGCAUUCUGGAGCGCGCGCAGGUGCUGAUGGGCCAAGUACUACUGAAAACAAUUCUCUGCUGCUGCAGCUGACCAAAUCAGGGUCCACCGAUGCUGCUUCGCUGAGCCCCGAGAUCUAUAGAGCAAGCCCCGCUUCGAAUCUACGUCCAAGGAAACCUCAAGGGCAGGGUGUGUCUCCUUCUCUGUAUAGGACAAAGACUGUGAGGGUGGUGCUGACUAAACUUGCAAACCUUCGCAAAGGGAGAAAACACACCUGCCCUGAAUGCGGGCACAGCUCUGAAAGAUUAUCAGAGGUCAUUAGUCACAUGAGAGUCCACACAGGAGAGAGACCCUAUCAGUGCACUGACUGUGGGAAAACCUUCCGGUGGAGAUCGAACCUUAAUCAACACCGCAAAAGAAAUGCAUGUCAACAAAAUAGGAUUGUUACAGACGCCUCUCUUGAACACAGUCAGAUAACACCAGGUGAUGAGGAUUCUCAGCCCGAGAUCAAAACAGAAGACCUGUUUGAGACAUCUCCGGAAGCUGUUUUGAUGAGUCAUGAGUCCACUUCGAGUGAACAUCAGGGAGAGUCCAGUCCAUCUGGGAGUGCUGCUAUGGCGAGAUCAGCGAAGUAUCAAAAAAAGGAGCACUUCUGCUCAGAAUGCGGAUACCGGGGUAGGGCCUUAUCAGACUUGAUUAACCAUACAAGAAUCCAUACUGGAGAAAAGCCCUAUGAAUGCCAUGAAUGUGGGAAAGCCUUUGCAUGGAAAUCAAACUUGAAGUCACACAUGAAGAAACACCACGUCUCCUCCCGUCAAAAGACACCCAUUCCUGAUGCCUCUGUUUCUGACACCCCUUUUGUUCCUUCAGUCUCUGUUGCAGAAUGUGACGUCACUCUUAGCGAUGAUGAGGAGUUAAUUAACAUCCUGGCAAAGGCCCGUCAGAGGGGAGGAGCUAAACCAGGAAGCCGGAUUGAGAGAUCAUCGGGGAAAUCCCCAGGUCAUGAUUCCCUGGCUCAAAAGGCUGCCAAGAUCAAAGCCAUGUCCAAGCUACAUCCAAAGGAACGAGGAUCUACCCGUCUUCAAAGAAAAGCCAUGGCUGUGAAGAAAAGCAGAUAUGAGUCGCUAGAGAAAAAGCAUGAGUGUCCAGAAUGUGGGCAUAGAACCUACUACUUAUCGGAUCUGCUGAGACACAUGAAAACCCACACAGGCAUUGUGGAGCCAAGUAAGAUGAUGACAAUGAAACCUCUGGUGAUUAAAAUGGGCAAUGCUCCCCCAACAAUAACCCAUAUAGAUGAUUCUGUGUUGACGGCGCUCCGUGAGCGAUGGCGCCUUUCCAAACAGCAGCAAAGGGCGAAACAAGGAGAAAGCUGCAGUGCUUCCGCUGAAGGUGCCAAGGACAGCCCUGCCGAAGGUGCCAAGGACAGCCCCGCCGAAGGUGCCAAGGACAGCCCCGCCGAAGGUGCCAAGGACAGCCCCGCCGAAGGUGCCAAGGACAGGCCCGCCGAAGGUGCCAAGGACAGGCCCGCCAAAGGUGCAGAACAUGCUUCUGCUGAAGGUACAACAGACGGCUCCAUCAACAGUGCAAAAGAUGUCGCAGAGAAAGAAGCGGCAGUCCGCGCAAUGUUGGGAAGGUUUGCAUAUUCCAAAAGUGGGGAGUCAAAUCACAGUCAGUCGGAGCUAAAUGCCAGUCAAACGGCCGAGGUGGGAGAGAAGUCUCCUUGUUGUUUGUGUUCUGUUUGUGGGAAAUGCUUUGACAGCAAACAACACUUUGAUGACCAUCAGAAUACUCACGCGGAGGAGAGGCCAAACGAGAGCCACGAGUCUGGGCAGUGUGUUCCGUUGAAGGACAAGGUGCUUUCCUAUGAGAGCAUUCACACGGAGGUGAAACCAUAUCAUUGCUCUGAGUGUGGGAAAGAUUUCUUUCGGAAAGAGUUCUUGGCAGCCCACCAGAAAACCCAUGGCUUUGAGUGCAGUAAGCGCUUUGACGAGGGAGAUCUGCUCAGGAGGCAAGAGCAAACGCACACAGAACAAGAUGCUUAACUAAUGCCGCUGGGUGCGGGUGAGGUGUCAGUUGGAGAGAUGGGAUGGAUGGCUGAAACACACAGGAAAGAAAAGCAAUCCACCUCCAAUCUAGUUGUGAGACUUUGCCCCAAGUUGUCCCACUGACUAUCCCAGGGAUUUGGAACCAGGGGCCCUCCAGAUUUUGUUGGACUUCAACUCCCAUGAUCCCUGGUUGUUGGCCAAACUGGCUGAGACUGAUGGGAAUUGGAGUUCAGCAGCCUCAGGAAGGCCACCUGUUCCUCAACCAUGAACUGUCCUGUCCUAAGGAGGCGUAACUCAGAAGCAAGACCUGCUGACAGCUGUGGUAAGUAUAUAUUUAGGGUGCUGUUGUGAGCACAGGUCACAGAGAACUGCACUGAGUUGAGGCUUACUUCUGAGUAAGCAUGGAUAGGACCAGGCUGCACCACCGCAAGCAUUGAAAUUAUUUGCAGUCCUCUCUCUUAGUCUCUAAAAGGGAGUGGCAUGAGAAAUUAAGAAGUCAAAAAUCUUUGUUCUGCAACCCUUUUGGGAGUGGUGGGCAUGGUGGUGGUUUUAAGUAUGAUUGCCAUCUUUUUUACUGGCCCUUGCUCCUCUGCUUUCAGUGUCUGCAGAUAUUUUCAGGUAGAAAUGGUCAUUCUCUGUACUUCAAUGGUGGGUUAAAGGCUCAGUAGCAAGCGAGGCUGUAUAGGUCCUGAUCAGCUGACGACCUUGUCUUGGACUUCACACUUGUAACAUAAUACCCCUCGCUCUCUUCCUACCUCUUUCCCUUCAGCUUUCCUGAAUCUCCACUUCUCCUUUUGCCUCAUGACUACUCUUUUUAAUAUUCUAGGCUUGUAGGCAAGGGCCCCAGUUAGUUUAUAUGCUCUCUUUUAGUAGGUUGUAGACAUAAGAACAAAUGGAUUUGACCCAAGAUCCACGUAGGUUAGCAUCCUGUUUCAGAAGCCCGUAAGCAAGACAUGGACAAUAGUCCUCCCCCUGCAGCUGCCUUGUUAGCAGCUGUUAUUCAGAGGUGUUCUGCCUCUGAACAUGGAGGUUCUAUUUAGCUUGCCUGGCUAAUAGUCCUCGAUAGCCAGUUUCAUAGAAAUAUUCAGGGAUGGCAGGAAGAUAUGGGGGUGGGGGGAAAAGUGUUGUAUAAUUUUAUUUGUGUCCUGGUGCUGUUGAAGGCAUAAGUGCAGGGGAGUUGGGAAGUACCGUAGCUAUAUAUUCGGGGGGAGGGGUUGUAUGUCUAUGCUAGAAAGAAAUGCAAAACUUUUAAACUUGGGAGGCCUGCAGCGCCACGUUGCUUGUAUAAAUUGUGGCAGCUGUGGACGAAUGUGUGGACAUAAAUUCUCAUCAAUAAAGAAUUUUUCAAUUUUAAAA
Messenger RNA from Rhineura floridana, 5626 nucleotides. RefSeq names its product zinc finger protein 287-like. The transcript has 12 exons. Lineage: Eukaryota; Metazoa; Chordata; Lepidosauria; Squamata; Rhineuridae. Gene Ontology annotation, biological process: regulation of transcription by RNA polymerase II. Gene Ontology annotation, molecular function: RNA polymerase II cis-regulatory region sequence-specific DNA binding; DNA-binding transcription factor activity, RNA polymerase II-specific. The coding region runs from base 563 to 4267 and encodes 1234 amino acids. The record is from RefSeq and is a predicted model, not a curated record.